GCCGGUGACUGCAGUGUGUACAUACGCGGCGGCAUCGGGAGUAGUUCGGAAUUUAUGGCGUCAAAUGACGUUAUAAUAAAUAGUUGGGAAACCUGUGGAAGGAAAUAACCUGUGUACUGAUUUGAAUGACCCCGCAUUUUCAUGUAGGGGCUGAAGAAAAUUGCGGAAAACAGCCUGAUAGCCGAUCUCGUGACUGAUGUCUGAACCAGAGAUACUCUGCAUACCAAUCUGGAGUGAUACCUAAUCUUCGAUAUGACGGAUCGGUACGCCCUGGAGAGGACCGAGCCAGACGUGGACUCGAGCCAAGACUACGAGCUGCUGCUGGGGUAUGAGAACGGGACCCACACGGUCAUCAGGUUCCGGAGACGGUACGACACUUGCGAUCCGCACGAUUUCAGGAUCACGAACGACACAAUGCGAAUGCUGUACGCUUACCACACUGACGACCCGGCUUCGCGACCAGGAUCAAAACUCGGCCCUCUAUCGUAUCAUGGGCCAAUUCAAAGAGGAUUUCGCAGCUUGUACCUCAUGGAGAGAGUGAAUCUGGAGGAACCACUCCCUAGUGAUCUGCUCGUCUGGGACCUGAGGAAUCCUGUGGUCACCCUCCCAGCAUCCGAAGACACUCUGUACUGGUGCAAAAUCUUCAAACUUCCCAGCGUAAAGAGAAAGCAUCACAUGAUUAAGUACGAACCGCUCCGUGAGCCUGGAAACCGCGCCUACGUACACCACGUGAUAGUGUAUGAGUGUCAGGGAAGCGAAGCUGAGUUCGAAGUGCACGCCAAAGAGAGGGGGCAGGUGUGUUAUCAGUCUCCCAUGCCCCCCAUCUUCUUCAACUGCAACAACGUCGUCAUAGCUUGGGGGAUCGGUUCGGAGGGCUUCAGUUUCCCACCGGAAGCAGGGUACCCUCUGGACCCUGACCUGGGGCCCAAAUACUUCAUGAUGGAGACACAUUACAAUAACCCUACCCAAGACGCUGAUGUUACAGACACGUCUGGUAUACGUGUUUACUACACAGCAUCACUGCGACGUCACGACGCCGGGGUUCUGUCAGUAGGGCUGGAUCCUAACUGGCGUCAUAUCAUUCCCCCGGGACAGCCGGAAGUCGUGUCUGAGGGACACUGCAUAUCGGCUUGCACCCAGCAGACGGUGCCUCCACAAGGGAUAUACAUAUUCGGAGUCGCUCUACACACACACCUCAUAGGCCGAAAAGUUCGUCUUCGACAAAUUCGGGACGGCGUGGAAUACACGCCUAUCACAACUGACAACAACUACGACUUCAGCUACCAAGAAUACCGUCGGCUGCAGAAUCCAGUUAAAGUGUACCCAGGUGAUCACCUGAUAGCCCAGUGUGUAUACAACAGCGAGGGACGCACCACAAUCACUCUCGGCGGCCUGACGACACGCGAGGAGAUGUGUCUUGUCUUCGCAAUGUACUACCCUCGGAUUGACCUGUCUCUGUGCCACAGUUUGCCAUCCCUGCCAACUGUGCUGCAUUCUCUGGGCAUUCAGGAACUCUGGCCGGGUUCGAAUCCGGUGCGCAUCAAAUCUCCACCCGAGCUGGCUGACAUGACGCUGGAAAGCCGUCUCGUUACGUAUGACUGGGAGAACCAGUUCAGGAGUUUUCAGGAAGCAACGCGCAAAGGCAGCUUCAAGCCUCUCUGCUGGAUGAAGAAGCCUACACUCUUACCGGGCACAGAAAACUUUGAGGCAUAUUAUCCAAACAUCACGAAACCUUAUGAAGAUAUAGACACGUGCCAUAAUCGAAGGUCAAAACCACAUCGAAGGAAGAAACCCGGAGAAGCUCAGAUGGAGUCCGGGGAUCGCGCCUCGGUCGGAGCAUCCGAAGAGGACUCCGCCAAUUUCGUUGGAGGAGAAGACGAAGAUAAAACCAAAGUUUAUAGCAGUAUUAGUCUGCAAGAAUCCUCGAGACUGAACAGUAGCUCCCGAUCCACAAGUACCUUGGAUUUACUUGUGUUUGUUUUAGCAUAUUGCAUCCUACUGGCCUUCAGGAGAUGAAUCUUGGACAUAACUCACCUCUUUGUAUAACAGUGUAAUUUAUUUUUGUACAUAAUGUAAUAUAAAUUCUAUUGUAUAUAAUAUACCAAACGUUUGCCCCAAGUGUAUCAGAUUGUGAAUAAUUAAUUUCGCUGAACGUUGCAAAUAUAACGAGUGUUUCAUUUUGUGUUUGUAGGUUAUAUGCGUGAUUGUUUCUACCGCUGUAUUGUAUUGUAAUGUACUGAUGAUUAUAAGCUACUGUAAAUAUGCAAUAAACUAUUUUAGUGAAA
Cryptotermes secundus is the source of this 2285-nucleotide messenger RNA. RefSeq names its product MOXD1 homolog 2. Gene Ontology annotation, molecular function: copper ion binding; dopamine beta-monooxygenase activity. The coding region runs from base 253 to 2016 and encodes 587 amino acids. NCBI's taxonomy places the organism in Eukaryota, Metazoa, Arthropoda, Insecta, Blattodea, Kalotermitidae. The transcript has 10 exons. The record is from RefSeq and is a predicted model, not a curated record. Gene Ontology annotation, biological process: norepinephrine biosynthetic process; octopamine biosynthetic process; dopamine catabolic process. Gene Ontology annotation, cellular component: secretory granule membrane.